AUGGCCACCGAGGCCUCCAUCGCCCUGACCAACCGCUCCCUCCGUACCAUCCGCACAGAACUUGAAUUUCUAGCAGAUAGUUCCAUCAUCUCUCCAGAGCAGCUCUCCUCUAUCCUAGCACAACUGCCUGCUCAAACACCCCUUCAUGCUCCUUUACACACGCCUGCAAAUAUCUCAACCAACACCCCCGUUGAUCAAUUUUCAACUAUGAAUAUCAAGGAACAGUACGCUCCAGUACCGACGCCUGCUCCUCUUCCACCCCCAGCAUAUGUCCAGACUCCUCAGAUUCUCGCCAUAGCAUCCGCGCUAUACGCAUAUUCCCCAACAGAUGCCGGAGACUUGGCAUUACAACCAGGAGAUCGAGUGCAGGUGUCAGAACACAUGAACAACGACUGGUGGCGAGGUCGCAAUGAACGUACCAAUCUGGAAGGAAUUUUCCCUCGAAGUUAUGUCAAUGUUGUUGAGGAGAAACGGCCACCCAUGGUUCCUGGAACAUCCGACUAUGGCAACAUGCCCCUGCAGCUCACUCAAUCUGGGUCUGUUGUUGGUCCUGAGGGUCGCAAGUACAGCAAACUAGAAGAGCAAGGCAAGAAGUUCGGAAAGAAGAUGGGCAAUGCUGCUAUCUUUGGCGCCGGUGCCACUAUUGGCAGCAACAUUGUCAACGGAAUUUUCUAA
Exophiala aquamarina CBS 119918 is the source of this 675-nucleotide messenger RNA. RefSeq lists its product as uncharacterized. Gene Ontology annotation, molecular function: protein binding. The transcript is spliced from 3 exons. The coding region runs from base 1 to 675 and encodes 224 amino acids. The record is from RefSeq and is a predicted model, not a curated record. Gene Ontology annotation, cellular component: ESCRT-0 complex. NCBI's taxonomy places the organism in Eukaryota, Fungi, Ascomycota, Eurotiomycetes, Chaetothyriales, Herpotrichiellaceae. Gene Ontology annotation, biological process: protein transport to vacuole involved in ubiquitin-dependent protein catabolic process via the multivesicular body sorting pathway.